Messenger RNA from Rhinichthys klamathensis goyatoka, 1549 nucleotides. RefSeq names its product keratin 15 (gene krt15). The record is from RefSeq and is a predicted model, not a curated record. Gene Ontology annotation, molecular function: structural molecule activity. The transcript is spliced from 7 exons. The coding region runs from base 59 to 1447 and encodes 462 amino acids. Lineage: Eukaryota; Metazoa; Chordata; Actinopteri; Cypriniformes; Leuciscidae.
CUGUGAACCACAUUCCCUCUCCUUCCAGCAAAAAGACUCUCUCCUCUGCUCCCCAGCAAUGACGUCCUUCAGCAGCCGUAGUUUUGUGUCUUCUGGAGGGGGCUUCGGUGGAGGCUCCAUGCGGGGUGCUUCUCUAGGACGCAUGUCUCAGUCUUCAUCGAUGGGCAUCGGAGGAGGUGGCCUCUCAGGCGGCAUGCGUGCUGGGAGCAUGUAUGGGGGUUCAGGAGGCCAAAGUGUCCGUAUCUCCUCUGCGUCAAGAACCUUUUCAGCUGGUGGUGGCGGCGGUGGUGGAGCAGGUUAUGGCUUUGGUGGUGGCGCUGGUGGUGGAGCAGGCUUUGGUGGUGGCUUUGGUGGUGGCGCUGGCGAUAUGGACCUCAACGUGACUGUCAAUGAGAAAGCAACCAUGCAGAACCUGAACGACCGUCUGGGAUCUUACCUGGAGAAGGUGCGCUCCCUGGAGAAGGCCAAUGCAGAUCUCGAACUGAAGAUCAGGCAGUUUCUGGAGAAAAAAACCUCACCUUCUGCAAGAGAUUACUCUGCCUACUACGCCACAAUCAGCGACCUGCAGGAUAAGAUUCAAGAUGCCACCCGUGUCAAUGGAGGAGUCUACCUGGGCAUUGAUAAUGCAAAAUUAGCCGCUGACGACUUCAAGAACAAGUAUGAGAAUGAGUUGGGCAUGCGUCAGUCUGUGGAAGCAGACAUUGCUGGGCUGAAGAGACUCCUGGAUGAGCUGACAUUGUCAAGAUCAGACCUGGAGAUGCAGAUUGAGGGCUUAAAGGAGGAGAUUAUCUUCCUCAAGAAGAACCAUGAAGAGGAACUGGCUGCCAUGCGCACUCAAAUGACUGGUUCGGUGAACGUGGAGGUGGAUGCGGCUCCUCAGGAAGAUCUGAGCCGUGUGAUGGCUGAGAUCCGUGAGCAGUACGAGGGUGUCGCUGCCAAAAACCGACGUGAACUAGAGUCCUGGUUCAAAACCAAGUCAGAGACAGUGAUUAAGGAGGUUGAGGCCAAUACAGAGACCCUACAAAUGUCCAAGUCUGAAAUCACAGAGCUUCGACGCACCCUUCAGGGCCUGGAGAUCGAGUUACAAUCUGAACUCAGUAAAAAAGGGUCUCUUGAGGCAACUCUUAGGGACACACAAUCUCGGUACUCCAACCAGCUGACUCAACUGCAGGCUCACGUAACAAGUUUGGAGGAGCAGAUUGUUCGUCUCAGAGCUGACACAGACAGACAGUCUCAGGAUUACAUAAUGCUGUUGGACAUCAAGGCCCGGCUGGAGAUGGAAAUCGCUGAGUAUAGGAGACUGAUGGAUGGAGAAGCAAGCAGUUUCAGUGGAGGAGGAGGAGUGAGCAGCAGCAGCAGCAGCAGCACCUCUACCAAAACCGUCAUGGUGAAGACCAUUGUUGAAGACAUUGUUGAUGGGAAAGUGGUGUCAUCUAGUACAAAAUAAACGCCAAACACCAUCAAAGAGUGCCCAUCUACACCUGUCACACCAGUCUUCAGGCCUUGUGCUGCACUAUUGUUAAGAAUAAAAUCAUUGAUGGAGCAGAAA